ACAUCACUAAAAUCAAUGAACAAACAAGCAAAGGCUUUGUGGUGUUGGUAGGUAUACCUAAUGUUAUUAAAUAUUCAAAGUCGCUGAUUUUGACCGAUAAUAUUUUUUUAUUACCAAAUAUUGUAACAAUACUGUGUACAAAAGUGAAUUUAUUAGCUACGAAAGAAGUAUAAUCUGAAUCGGAAAAUAACCUAGUAUUUUACCUUGAUGAAAAAUCAUGGAAAACGACGAAGUUGGCAAUGAACUCGUUAGAUUGGAUAAUGGAUUUUUGGUGGACGAAUAUGUUUUAAAUUCUGACGAGGUCUUGGAAGAAGAAAACAAUUCGGAUUCAAACUGUGGUGGAAAGAAUGUUCCACUCAGAGAACAAGAUCGUUUCCUGCCAAUAGCGAAUAUAGCAAAAAUUAUGAAAAGGGCUAUUCCUGAUAAUGGAAAGAUAGCAAAAGAUGCAAGAGAAUGUGUACAAGAGUGCAUAUCAGAAUUCAUUUCUUUUGUUACAAGUGAAGCUAGCGAUAGAUGCCAAGUUGAAAAAAGAAAAACAAUCAACGGAGAGGAUGUUCUUUUUGCCAUGAAUGCUUUAGGAUUUGAUAACUAUGUGGAGCCGUUGAAAUUGUACCUGAAAAAGUUUAGAGAAACUGCCUUAUCACCUGUAACUAUUAACAAACUGAAUAAAUACGUCGUAUAUAGCGCAGAUGAUGGACCACAAUGCAUCACAGCGGAACUUAAUAAUGACAACGAUGAUCACUCCGAGGCUGUGAUCUACACUUACCCUAAGGCGAUAGAAGAUUUCACUAUCACAUGAACAUAAAUAUUAUGUAUAGGUAUACUAUUCAAAAUGAAGACCGACCCUUUAAGUUAAGAGGUGAUUUUUUUCAAUAAUAUAAAAUGGCUUAGGGCAGUUGGAUUUACUUUGACUUAGGUUGUUUAAUCUAGUAUGGGAAUAUUCAAGUUAGGCGAUUUCUAAC
This is a messenger RNA of Diatraea saccharalis (sugarcane borer), 962 nucleotides long. Lineage: Eukaryota; Metazoa; Arthropoda; Insecta; Lepidoptera; Crambidae. The record is from the annotation of a GenBank genome assembly.